This is a messenger RNA of Trichogramma pretiosum, 629 nucleotides long. RefSeq names its product probable 28S ribosomal protein S6, mitochondrial (gene mRpS6). Bases 116 to 571 code for a protein of 151 amino acids. Gene Ontology annotation, cellular component: mitochondrial small ribosomal subunit; ribosome. Gene Ontology annotation, biological process: translation. The record is from RefSeq and is a predicted model, not a curated record. NCBI's taxonomy places the organism in Eukaryota, Metazoa, Arthropoda, Insecta, Hymenoptera, Trichogrammatidae. Gene Ontology annotation, molecular function: small ribosomal subunit rRNA binding; structural constituent of ribosome. The transcript is spliced from 4 exons.
UUAUGAAAUAGAAUGGCGAAUUGCUAAUAUUUUAUAUCAGUCAGUGAGAAAAUUUUUUUUAAUUUCAUAAUCUGCACAACGUGAUUUGUUGUUAAUUGAGUGUUAAUUUGUCAAAAUGCCGACCUACGAGAUGCCAUUGCUGCUUCGCACUAUGUCAAGACCAGAGGUAGUAAACACAUUGAAACGAGCUGCUGAGUCAAUUUUUGAUAAAGGUGGCUUUAUUCGACAAAUUGACAACCUAGGGUUAAAACCCUUGCCAUACAGAAUGUCUGCGAACAGUAGAAUACAUCAUGAAGCUAAUCAUUUUGUUCUCCACUUUGAUGCUCCUCCUGCAAAAUUAGUUAAAAUCCAAGAAGAAUGUUUACGCGAUGUUGAUGUAGUAAGAUGCAAAAUUUACAACAAAAUUGUACCAGAAGAAAUGCAGUGCACAUUCCAUGAAGAGAAUUUACCUCCAGCUUACAGACCAACUGUGCAGAAGAUGGUUGCUAUUGGAGAAAAAGCCAAAGCUAAAAAAGAGAAGAGGAAGUUUAAAUUUAAUACUGGAUUAGAUUACUAUCCUUUCCAAAGAUAGACAGUUGAGGUCUUAUUGUUUAUUGUAUAUAUUUGUUGAGUAAUAAAAUAAUUUUGAA